Molecule: messenger RNA, 3269 nt
Organism: Cryptotermes secundus
Lineage: Eukaryota; Metazoa; Arthropoda; Insecta; Blattodea; Kalotermitidae
Product: histone H4 transcription factor
Exons: 3
Coding region: 281-877 (198 amino acids)
Source: RefSeq, a predicted model, not a curated record
CUAUUACAAUAGUAGUACUAGUACAAACGCUCAGAACGUCUAUUGUAAUAGUAGUUUCCAGACUAUUGAUGUCCCUCUGAUGGUCUCUAAGGACCGAAUCAUGUAAGGGCAUACUUAAUGUAAUUUGGUUCUUUAGCAUACAUUUUGAUUUAAUGUAAUACAAGUAAAAGUUAACUGAAGUCAAAUGCCACCCUUGUUACUGGAAGUAAUCUGGAAAUGAAAGUUACCAGCAAAAUUUCUUUGAUGUGUAUUGUGUUUCAGAGCCAAGACACACUAUGACAUGAAACAACACUUGAAUACACACCGCUCUGACCCUCUUUACCACUGCGAAGAGGAAGGGUGUGAUUUCUCAUGUCGUAGUGCUUAUGGACUACGCAGGCAUUAUGACAAGUGCCACCGUGGAAAUGGUGAGCCAAUGUACUGCUGCCACAUAUGUGACAGUCGAUUCCAGCGUGGAUCCCUGCUCACACGUCACCUCUUUGCUCAACAUGACUUCCGAUGGCCAUCAGGACAUUGCAGAUUUAGGUACAAGCAUGAUGAAGAUGGUUUCUUCCGGCUGCAGACAGUGCGCUAUGAGAGCUUAGAAGUGACACAGGAGAUGAUGCAGUCACAGUCGGGAGCUCCCCAGCCACUGUGUAGCAGUAGUCACUACAACCUGCAUCAAACAAGUGGCAGGAGUGAAGUUGAGUUCACAGUGUCAGAGGAGGAAGAUGACCCCGACAGCCAGGAAGAAGAAGGGGGCAAGAUUGUCAUCUCAUUUACAGAAGUGGAUGACAGUGGCAAUGUUGUGUGCAGUAAGGUGAUGGAAACUGAUGAGGUGCCUGUUUUGCCUCCAGGAGAAGUCACUGUCAUUGAAGAUGCAAGUAAGAUGAAUUGAACUGAUAACCCUUCAAUGUGGUGGCAUUUAAAUCCCCAGUGAUUGCUAUACUGUGGUAGGAUUUUCUGCCAGGGAUUUAAAUUUCUGCUUUAGCCCUGUGUGGUCCUAUGUUGGACUGAGUCUGCCACUGAAAAUUCUUAAUUCUGUUCCUACAUUGGAUUGAGUCUACCACAUGUUUUACGAAUAAUCUGGAGUCAAUCUGAGGGAGGCAAACAGUGUCAGUAUAUCAUUCAGACCUUCAUCUGUGCAGUGGUGUUAACCACUUAUCCCUGGUAAUACUUUUGUAAACUUUAUAAUACAUUUUUCAAAGUGUGUAAAUAUUUUUUUUCUCACUAGUUAAGAUCCCAGUGCUAUCCGUCAAUGUCCAUGUGUUGAACAGCAAACAAAUCCACGAACAAUUGCAUGACAACUCAGAUUUUUUAGUGAAAUUAGUCAGAAUGCAGGUAUUGGUAUGUUCACAUGUUUAGUGACUAGGCACGAAGUGUGAAUUGUUAAUUGAAUAUAUUGGACUCUUGAAACUCAUAACUGAUGUAAUAAUACCAGUUCACAUAUCUACACAGUCUAAAAUUAACUCUGGCACACACUACGCUUUCUCAGUCUGCUGUUUCUUUGCCAUUUGUAGUUUGGUAAUUGCUCCAAGUGCCAUAGAUUCCUCAGCUUCAGAGUUUAUGUCCUUACUACCUGAUAACUGUCUCACAACUGAUGCAUGAUGGUAACUCUUUUAAGUGUUUCUUCACCUUCUCAACAUCUCAAAACUCCGGUUAGGUUUCCGGUAUGUAGCCUAGGGGUGGACCCCACAGAAAACCCUGCCUCCAACAGUUCUUCUGUUGUUGCAUGUGUAACUGUUGCUGUGAUCCCAUGAUGGUUACCGACCGUUGCAUAGCAGUGCCCUUUAGUGCCAGGCUCCGUAUCUGGCACGCCAGCAGCUUCUGUCACAUGUCACUGGGCUCCAGGCUCCAUACCUGGCACGCACACUUAUUGCAGCUCUUAAGUUUCAGUUCGUAUUUUGAACUGUUGUUUUUUCAUGUAAAGUAACUCUUUUGGUAAAGAAAUUAAAGAGGAAAUUUCAGGCUAUCAUUUCGUAUAUUCGUUGUCCCACUUUGAACUUGCUGCGGGAGUUGUAAUAAAUUUGAAUUCUUGAAGACGUUUUUUAUUUCAACACUUGGUGCGCUUGUUACCAUACAAACCUCUAUCUGCCUAGGGAAAUUCUUAUGAACUAAAUACGUUAGAUCAAUACUGUGUGCUGUCCAGCAGCUGAUCAAAUGAAAAGUCGAUUCUUUUAAGGUUUUUCUGAUCAGUGCUGCUUCAACAUUGGUAUUUGUAACAACGAGAAGACACGUAGAGAAUCUAUGACUUUGAGACGCGAUGUUGACUGUAAGAAGUGUGUUAUGAAUGCUACUGUAGCAAAUGAUAAACAGUUCACUGUAUGAAUGGUACUACUGUAAUUCCCCUUUGUUCUAUAAAUAUGCCUCAUGCAGUCUGGUUAGCCAAGGCCAGCCACAAGGAAUGAAGUGGCCAGCUGUAUUGGUGUCUUGCCUAGUGGAGAAUAUAUUUACUUCAGACCGAAUCAGAACAAAGUUUUAUCAGAUUCGGAAUUAGACACUGAAAAUGGAUGUCUGUGUUUUUCUCGAUUCUGUCAUUUCGAGAAUCAAGAAAAGCACAAACAUCCAUUGGGAGAAUAUGCAAAACUAUAAAGGACAAAAAGAAAAUUUCUGAAUGUGAUGAUAAUAUGUAGGAAUAACACAAGGAAAAGGCUAGAUCAAUUGUCAGUCAGAAUUCAGUUAAUUGAGGGACUCUCUGUGAAAUAUGCUAAUGCUGUAGAACACAAAGUGCCGAGUCGACAUUCGUCAGACAAAACAGUGCCCGUCUGAGAGAAAGAAAUUUUAUAAGCAAAAUUCCACCAACUGCGAAGAAAUCAAAACCACAGAAGUGGCUUGUUGUAUGUCAAAAACUGUGUACUGGUGUGAUGCGUGUGAUGUGGGACCCUGUGUGGAAUGCUUUCAUGACUAACACACCCAGCUGACCUUCUAAGGUAAUAUGAUACUAUCAUUCAUAAUUUUAAUAGGCUUACUGUGCCAAAAAAAAAUAAUUUUAAUGGAUCCAGAGUGAAUAGAAAGGGACCAUUCACUACACACCUCAUUAGCAAUGAUACAGUCCAUGAAAAGUAUUUCAUGCAAUCAGUAUUGAAACAGUAGGAACUGUGAUCCCUGCUGGCAUAUUUUUGUCGUACUUAGCAAAGCUUCUUCCAUUAUAUGCAAGUUAUAAAGAAAAACAAACCAGUUCAUAAUAGUAGCUGAAUUUACAUAGCAUGGUGGUAUUUAACCUUUAAGUGAUGGCCCUUUAAAUUCGUAACGGCAGCGGGAUGGAUUUGAUUUAAAUACCCGCAAUUUUA